AUGCUGGGAAAACUUAGUAGACGCUCGAGACGAGAGCAUUGGAGGGGAGGACGAAAACGUACGAAGCUCGUGACCGCAAUAAAAGAGCGCGACCGUAAUCGCCGUUACCGCAAUCUGAAGGCGUCGACAAAGGCAAAGAGCGCGAGCAGGCGCGAGGAUAUGGAGAUCGUGCGAGCGCGGGGAAGCAAGCGAGGCAGGCAUAUGCAUCAGGAGCGCGAGCCCCGCGGGCAAACAGGCACUUUAAAUAAAUUAAAAAUAAUUAAAAUGUUAAGGAUUGCUAAUAAAUUAUAUGGGGAUUGUAACAUUUAA
Messenger RNA from Gaeumannomyces tritici R3-111a-1, 309 nucleotides. RefSeq lists its product as hypothetical. NCBI's taxonomy places the organism in Eukaryota, Fungi, Ascomycota, Sordariomycetes, Magnaporthales, Magnaporthaceae. The transcript has 2 exons. The record is from RefSeq and is a predicted model, not a curated record. The coding region runs from base 1 to 309 and encodes 102 amino acids.